AUGAAAACAUCGUUUGGAUUAAUCGCUAGCCUUUCGUUUUUUGGCAACUUGAUUCUUUGUCUGGUCAUUUUUAUGAAGCGCUCAAUGUUGAAAAAGCCGUACAAUAUUCUUAUUUGCAACCUGGCCCUAACUGAUAUGCUCACAGGGAUCUUCCUUGUUGUUACACCAGACUACCUGAUCGACAGGAAAAACUUUCCCUACCCAACUGGACUCGGAGGAGAGAUUUACUGCCGUUUGAUUGGUUCAACCUACAUUCUGUUUAUCUUUGGUAAAGCUUCAACUUCCACGAUUAUGUGCCUGGCUAUAGAUCGUUGGUACUCCAUAGUGAAGCCCAUACGCUACAAAACAGCAUUCAGCAAGCGACGUUUGUACCUGUACAUAACUUUAAUCUGGGCCUCUGCCGCUAUAACUCAGAUCAAUGAACUCUUUAUCACCACAACGGAAGAUGGCGUUUGCACAUUCGUUACUCCAUUCUACGGAGAAAGGACGGAACGGAUCCUAAUUCUUCUUCACGUGAUCAUCACGUUCUACAUACCGAGCAUAGUCACUUGGAUAACCUUUGGAGACAUUUGGUCGCACAUGCGCCAACCCAACAUUCGCCGCCAUUUGAAUUCUCACAACAAGGCCACCAAGCGGUUACUGCGCAUGUGUGCACUAGCAGCCUUCUUUUUAACAUUAUGUUGGCUUCCGGCAGAAACAUUUUUCAUUCUAUACAAGUUUGAAAUUUUGAAACUUCCCUUUGAAUUCUACUUAUUUACCAAUAUUUUAGCCAUGUCUAACUCCUGCUUAAAUCCAUGGAUUUAUUGCCUCAGUAACAGAGAAUACAGAAAAGAGUUCAUCCGACUUCUAUGUUGUUUUAAAGUAACCAUGGAAAUCACCAACCUCGGUAUGUACUUUGGUUGGGUUCGAAAAAACAGAUCACGAUACUCUCUUUCAGUUGAUCUUGAGCAAUCAAGUUCAAACGGUAAUUUACCUGCCGGCCCUUGUGUUAUCAGGCUUCGUAAGAUGCAGCAAGAGUCCAGUUUGUCAGCCAUGACGUCUUUCAGCAACAUAGCCUGUUCCGAUGCUAAUUCGUCAGAAUUUACACCACAUGGUUCGGUCAUCCUGCAGGUCAACAACACCAUAUAAACGCUUUCACACAUACAGCAGUCAUUCGGAGAGCUUCUGCCUAAUAACUCUGGAAGGUAGUUGCAAGUAAAUAUUUCGACAAGAGAAUAAUAGAGAAAAGCCUUUGCGAACCUUAAACAUUAGAUCAUAGUUGUUCGAUUAUUGGACCAUUUCAAUACUGGUAUCUAUAACUAUGCAAGAGGAUGAUUGUGGAACUCUGACGAUGUAAGUGCAGGGAAAUUCCCAUUAAAAACA
This is a messenger RNA of Pocillopora damicornis (cauliflower coral), 1362 nucleotides long. Its product is annotated as tachykinin-like peptides receptor 99D. The record is from RefSeq and is a predicted model, not a curated record. NCBI's taxonomy places the organism in Eukaryota, Metazoa, Cnidaria, Anthozoa, Scleractinia, Pocilloporidae.